GGACAGUCCGGUCCGGCGGCGGCGGCGGCAGGUCUUCCCGCCGGGGUCCGAUGACGUCAGUGCGGCACGCCGGACCGGCCGCGGUCGGUCGGCCGCCGCAGUCGGACGGACCGGACCGCCAGUACCGGCGGAGACGGCGUGGCUGGCACACGCAGGAGACGGCGCUCGGCUGUGCCUGCGGUGCGCGGUACACGAUGGAGGACGGCGCGCAGCUGAACGGCGUGGUGGUGGACGGCGGACGACUCGAGGUGCCCACCACCGGCGGCCCGGACGUCAGUGAUGACUCCUCCAGAGCUUCGCCCAGAGCGUCACCUCGAGGUUCGCCCCGAGUUUCGCCACGAGCUUCUCCGCGAGCUUCUCCUAGGGCUUCUCCCAGGGGCUCUCCCAGGGACUCUCCCCGCGGCUCGCCGGGCAUCUCUCCCAGCAGCUCGUCGGGGGACGUUGCCGGGGACGGCGGCCGCGGGACCUAUCAGCGGAAGGUGACGCCCGCCGCCGGCGGAGAGGUGGCGAGAUACAAGCCACGCGGCUCGCCCACGCCCGCGCGCAAGAUGUCCAAGAUGGAGCUGGAGGCGCUGCGCGACAGGAAGCGGAUGGGCCAUCUAAAGGAGAUGGAGCGACUGCUCAGGGAGGGACUGCCCGAGCAAGGCAACGUCUUCGCGUCGGACGGCUUUGUCACGGCCAUCACAUCGCCGGACGCCGCCGCCAAUUUGUUCGGUCUGUUUGACUGGGACGGAGCCGGCUACCUGGAUCAGAACGAGUGGAUCGAGUUUCUCAAAGGCCGACAACAAACGAACCAGCAGCGGGAGCUGGUGGAGGUCAUUGAGACGGCCGCCUACCUGAUCUGCGGCUACCAGGACGUCACCCUCGAGCGCUUCGCCAGCAUCCUGCAGGCCAAAGGCGUCGCUCAGAAGUUCUACCGCAUCCUGCAGGAGAAAACAAACAAUCACGUGACAGUGGAGGGCGCCAUGGACUUCAUAGCCAACUUGAGCAACGCCAGACCUCGCACUGGAUUUACCAAAGAAAACCUAGAAUGGCUGGAGCAGUUGUUCAGAGGUCAGCUGAAGAACUCUCAGGAGCUUCACCUGGACGACUUCACCAAGAUCGUCCACUCCAAAAAUCCGUUCUUUGCGGAGCGUGUGUUCCAGAUAUUCGACCGGGACAGCAGCGGCACGGUGUCGCUGCAGGAGUUCCUCGACGCCAUGCACCAGUUCGCCGGACAGUCGCACGACGACAAGAUCCGCUUCCUCUUCAAGGUGUACGACCUCGACGGUGACGGUCUGAUUCAGCAUAACGAGCUGCAGCACGUGAUCCACGCCUGUAUGGAGGAGAACGGCAUGCGCUUCAGCGAGGAGCAGAUCGAGGACCUGACGUGGGCGCUGUUCGAGGAUGCGGACGCCGAGGAGACGGGCGCCAUCACCUACGAGGCGCUCAAGGCGCAGCUGGAGAAACAUGAGGGGCUGCUCGAGAACCUCUCCAUCAGUAUCGACCGCUGGCUGGUGCCUCCUCAGCCGAAGAAGCGGACGUCCUUCCUGAAGUCGCUGUCCGACAUGGUGCCCUACCAGUUCUCUCUGCCGUACAUCCGCAACAACUACGUCUACCUGGCCUUCCUCUUCCUCUUCCUGGCAGUCAACAUCGGCAUGUUCGUGGCGCGGAUCGUUCAGUUCCUCGACUUCCCGGUCGCCUACAUCAUCGCCAGGGCGUGCGGUUACGUACUGAACUUUUGUUGUGCCUUCAUCGUCGCCGUAAUGCUCCGAAAUCUGAUCACGCUGGCUCGAACCAACGGCCUCGCGUCCGUGCUGCCUUUGGACGAGCACAUCUACUUCCACAAGAUGGCCGGCUGGUUCAUCUUCAUCUACAGUGCCGUGCACACGAUCGCUCACUUCAUCAACUUCGCGGUGAACGUGGUGCCUCCGGACGGCGCGCUGGCGAUCCUCAACGAGGGUAACUACACGUACGCCGAGUGGCUCCUGACCAUGAAGCCGGGCCAGUUCGGCCUGGUGCCGGGCUUCGCCAACCCCAGCGGCGUCGCCCUCAUGGCCAUCCUCAUUGUCAUGGUCAUCUGCUCACAACCGUUCGUCCGCAAGAAAGGAAACUUCGAGGUGUUCUACUGGACCCACCUGCUGUACGUGCCGUUCUACAUCCUGCUGAUCCUGCACGCGCCCCACUUCUGGCACUGGUUCAUCGUGCCCGGCCUGCUGUACCUGCUGGAGAGGCUGAUCCGACUGGUGCGCACCAAGACGGGCCACGGACGCACCUACAUCAGCUCGGGCAUCCUGCUGCCCAGCAAGGUCACACACCUGGUGAUCAAGCGUCCGGCCAGUAUGGACUACCACCCGGGCGACUACCUGUUCGUCAACAUCCCGGCCAUCGCCAAAUACGAAUGGCACCCGUUCACCAUCAGCAGCGCGCCCGAACAGGACGAGACCCUGUGGCUGCACAUUCGCGCUGUGGGUGGAUGGACCCACCGGCUGUACGACUACUUCGAGGAGGAGCAGCUCAAGCUCCAGUGCCUGGAGGAAGGCAAAGAUCCUGACGAGGUGCUCAAGGGAGAGCCGUCCAGCAUUCAGAAGAUGAAAAAGUCGAUCAAAAGGCUGGCGCCAUCCAGCGACAAGAGCCGAAGGAUCAGUUUCAACACCAAGCCGCCAGAAGUCCACACCGAGGGAGUCGUCAACGAGGCCUGUGAGGAAGUCGGCAUGCAGCCCAUCGAGGAGGAGAAGGAAGUCGCGGCUCCGGUGGACGGAAAUCGUCUGGCGCCCCCGGGCAUCAUGUUCAACAACAAGAAGCAGCCGCUGAUGAAGGCCCGCUCCCUGCCGGACAUGGAGCACAGGAUGAAGAAGCGACAGAAGCUGCUGCUGCUCCGCGGCGAGAUGCGCUCCAACUCCGAGACCAAGUUUGACGAGACGGCCCUGGCCAAGGCGCGCAACCAGCUGCAGAACAUGCCGUACAUGAAUCCACAGAACAAGUCGGUGGCCAAGAGUUUCCGCUACAUGCGCCGCAAGCCGACCAUCAUCGCCUUCAAGACGCCGUCGUCGGACAGCCUGGCCGUGGACGAGGGCAGCCGCACGCCUCGCAACGAGAGCCGCGAGGCCAGGAUGGAGGAGGGCCGCUUCGAGGCGGCCGCCAUGACGGAGGGCGAGGCCGUCCAGUACCCGGUCGGAAAGCCGCUGGAGAUCUACAUUGACGGUCCGUACGGCACUCCGUCCAGCCACAUUUUCCGCGCGCAGCACGCCGUACUGAUUGGCACAGGGAUCGGCGUCACACCGUUCGCCUCCAUCCUGCAGUCCAUCAUGUACCGCUACUGGAAGAACCGACACCGCUGUCCGCGCUGCGAACACGAGUUCACCUCCGAGCUGCCCGAGGGCAUCAUGAACCUGAAAAAGGUGGACUUUUUCUGGAUCAACCGCGACCAGCGUUCGUUCGAGUGGUUCGUGAACCUGCUCUCUCAGCUGGAGAUUGAACAGGCCGAGCAGGGCGGCGUCAUGGACCGCUUCCUCGACAUGCACAUGUACAUCACGUCGGCGCUGCAGAAGACCGACAUGAAGGCCGUGGGACUACAGCUGGCCCUGGACCUGCUGCAUGAGAAGGAGAAGCGCGACAUGAUCACCGGCCUGAAGACGCGGACGAUCGCGGGCCGGCCCAACUGGAACAAGGUGUUCCGUCAGAUCCAGGAGCAGAAGAAGGGCAAGGUGACGGUGUUCUUCUGCGGCCCGCCGCAGCUCUCCCGCACGCUGCGCUACAAGUGCGACGAGUUCGGCUUCAAGUUCCGCAAGGAGAACUUCUGAGUGGUCGGCGUGAGCGGACUCGCUGAAGAGGGGAGAAGGAAGACGUGAAAGCGCCUGUUGAAAGAAGACACUGUUGUAAGAGUGCUCGGUUGGGCGUGAACAUGUGUAACGAUGAUGCUGCCGUGAGUAGGGUAGAGACAACGAUGCUUUAUGCUUUAGUGUGGAAUUUGUAAGGGAUAGAGUGCCGUGAGGGUCGUCGCCCAGAAACCGAAUAGCCGACCUACGGAGUCACUGAGUUGUAGGAGUACCCACUGAAGGAGGACCCGCUCCGUUACCGUGCGUCCAUGACUGUGUGUCUGAGGUUGAGAAAUGCUGAGUGAGAAGUCCUCUUCAUGGGCUGAGUUCGAGAAUAGGGAUGUCGGAGUGAUCGUUUGAGAAGCCUGCGGUGCUGGCGAUGGAUGGUGCUUCCAGGUUAGCAGUUGUUUAUCGACAUAAUGCAUGACAAUUCGAGAGCCAUAUCAACUGUAAAUGCUUCGAGUUGAUGACCAGAAUCUUGUCAAGACAAGCUUGGAUACUUUCUUGAGAGCCAUCAGAUUAUUGAUGGCCUCACAUGUGCUUGUGUUUUGUACAUUUGCCUUAAUUUUAAUGCAAUGGGUGUAUGCCCAUGUUUUAGAGGACUGAUAGUGUCACGAUGAACAUAUAUUAAUCGGUGUCGCUUGUAUUCUUUCAUGUAUGUCUGCCUAUAUCACACUCAGAUGACUUAGUACUAAUGAAAUAAACCAUACUCCAAAA
Amphibalanus amphitrite is the source of this 4514-nucleotide messenger RNA. Its product is annotated as NADPH oxidase 5-like. Gene Ontology annotation, biological process: superoxide anion generation; defense response. The record is from RefSeq and is a predicted model, not a curated record. The transcript has 20 exons. NCBI's taxonomy places the organism in Eukaryota, Metazoa, Arthropoda, Thecostraca, Balanomorpha, Balanidae. Gene Ontology annotation, cellular component: NADPH oxidase complex; plasma membrane. Gene Ontology annotation, molecular function: superoxide-generating NAD(P)H oxidase activity; calcium ion binding. The coding region runs from base 51 to 3782 and encodes 1243 amino acids.